AGCAACUCGUCUGCAAAAACACCACAGUGAAGCCAUGAUCUCCAAGCUGCAGAAAACCAUUAGACCACUGUGUGCAAUCAGAGGAAUGCAUAAGUCUGCAGUGGAAGUCUUGGAGCGCCCAGCCCCUGAGGACACAGUCACAGCCAGCUUUGGGCAGUUUAUCAGUGGGGUGAAACCCCAGCACUUGUCCUCUGUGGUGCUCCACCGCAGUAAAAGGAUGGUGCUGGACAGCAUAGGGGUCGGCCUGCUUGGCAGCACCACUGACGUGUUUGAGCUGGCUCUGCAGCACUGCCAGCACAUGUAUGCCCCUGAUGACAUCAGCUCUGUGUACGGACGCCGGGGCACCAAGCUCUCCCCGACACUUGCAGCCUUUGUCAAUGGAGUGGCAGCUCACUCUAUGGACUUUGAUGAUACAUGGCACCCCGCCACUCAUCCCUCAGGUGCCGUCCUUCCUGCUCUGUUAGCUCUCAGCGAAAGGAUGCCUGGUAACAAGCCCAGUGGCCUGGACUUCCUGCUGGCUUUCAAUGUUGGCAUUGAGAUCCAAGGCCGACUGAUGAGGUUCUCUAAUGAGGCCCGCAACAUCCCCAAGAAGUUCCACCCUCCCAGUGUGGUAGGCACCAUGGGAAGUGCAGCAGCCUGUGCCUGCUUACUGUCUUUGAAUGCCUCCCAGUGUAGUCAUGCCUUAGCCAUUGCUGCUUCUCUAUCUGGAGCCCCAAUGGCUAAUGCUGCCACCCAGUCCAAACCUCUCCACAUAGGCAAUGCUUCUCGGCUAGGGCUGGAGGCUGCUCAGUUGGCCUCUCGAGGUCUGGAGGCGAGUCCUCUGGUCCUCGAUGCUGUGACAGGGGUGGCCGGCUUCAGUGCUUUUUAUGAAGACUACAUGCCGCAACCUUUGACAUCACCCAAUGGUGAAACCCAUACCUUCCUGCUAGAGGAGCAGGACAUGGGCUUCAAGCGCUUCCCUGCCCAUCUUGGGAUGCACUGGGUUGCAGAUGCAGCAGCUGCUGUUCAUAAGUUCAUUGUUGGGAUUGAAUCAAACACAGUCUCCCCUGCUCAGAUUCAGGACAUCAUGCUCAGAGUCCCCCACUCCAAGUACAUCAACAGACCAUUCCCUGAGUCUGAGCACCAGGCGCGCCAUUCUUUUCAGUUCAAUGCUUGCACCGCUUUGUUAGAUGGGGAGGUGACAGUAGAGUCUUUCUCCCCUGCUGCCUUGAGACGCCCUGAGCUGCUCAGUCUGUUGAGUCGGGUUAGUGUUGAGCAUCCCCAUGACAACCCAGCCAACUUCGAUCGCAUGUACGGCGAAGUCGAGGUGACGCUUGUUGGAGGAGAUGUUCUAAAGGGCCGCUGCGAUACCUUUUACGGUCACUGGCGCAACCCACUGACCAAUGAGAGCCUGAGGAAGAAGUUCCGCAACAAUGCAGGAGUGGUGCUGCCCCCAGAAAAUGUUGAAGGCCUGAUUGAAGCGGUAGAGGGACUGGAUGAACUUGAAGACUGUACACCUCUUCUCUCCCAGCUACAGUGA
Molecule: messenger RNA, 1519 nt
Organism: Myripristis murdjan (pinecone soldierfish)
Lineage: Eukaryota; Metazoa; Chordata; Actinopteri; Holocentriformes; Holocentridae
Gene: irg1l
Product: immunoresponsive gene 1, like
Exons: 6
Coding region: 35-1519 (494 amino acids)
Biological process (GO): defense response
Cellular component (GO): mitochondrion
Molecular function (GO): aconitate decarboxylase activity
Source: RefSeq, a predicted model, not a curated record